Messenger RNA from Gadus macrocephalus (Pacific cod), 1752 nucleotides. RefSeq names its product tumor necrosis factor receptor superfamily member 3-like. Bases 103 to 726 code for a protein of 207 amino acids. The transcript has 5 exons. Gene Ontology annotation, biological process: regulation of stress-activated MAPK cascade; positive regulation of transcription by RNA polymerase II; cellular response to interleukin-1. The record is from RefSeq and is a predicted model, not a curated record. Gene Ontology annotation, molecular function: antigen binding; protein binding; tumor necrosis factor receptor activity. Gene Ontology annotation, cellular component: CD40 receptor complex; membrane raft; CD95 death-inducing signaling complex. Lineage: Eukaryota; Metazoa; Chordata; Actinopteri; Gadiformes; Gadidae.
UUCAAAUUUGAGUCAUCAUCCCUUUGAAAAGCAAUAUACCUUCCAGAGAUACCUCAUUACAGUCAAACUUUUCACAGAACAACACCUCCUUCUCUCUGAACAAUGGCCCAGCUGUCCUUUUUCGUUACCAUAAUUUCUCUAUCAAACCUCCUGCUCCUGUUCUGUGAUGAUUCCUUAAAUUGCAGUGACAAAGAAUAUGCCUGGCCCAUGGACACUAAUCAACACUGCUGUUUGAGAUGUCCACCAGGUAAAUUCCUGCUGGCACGAUGUUCCUCUAACUCCAAUGAGAGCGGAUGUGAGUCCUGUCCUACAGGCCAGUAUACAGACUCCUUCAAUCUGGACCCCAGCUGCCCCUUCUGUGCCUCCUGUAACCCCAGCUCCUGGCUGGAAGAGGAGUCCCCCUGCCAGAUCGAUUCCAACACGGUGUGCCGCUGUCAGCUGGGAUUCACCUGCAAAUCAAAGGAGUGCCAGGAGUGUGAACCGAUACCAAACUCCACCCCGCCAACCCCCAACCUGUGGUCGUUGGUGAACGGAUGGACCCUCCUAGCGACAGGAUUACUGCUGCUCAUGUUCCUGUGUUACUUCCUCCGCAUCAAGAUCAAGAGCGGCGCCUCUCUGUGCAAGAGCACAGGUCAUGAUGCAAUUGAAAGUGCAGAAGAAGAAAAUGAAUUCCUGCCCGUCCAAGAGAUGUGUGGCAAACAUGAACAACAAAUGGUGGACGUUUGAAAAGAGAAUGUUUGCACUGAGUGACGGGGUUUCCCACACACGCACACAAGAAAGAGCCCAGUUGCGGGUGUCACCAGCAGAGAGGAGUGCCACAGAGGAACACGACCAGGGACAAUUACCAAAGAUCAUUACCAUGAGCUACACAGGAAAGGGAAGGAUAGGAAAUCGGGAAGGAUAGGAAGGGUAGGAAUUGGGGAAUUGGGACAGAGGAAUGUUUACUUACACACUAAGGAAGGGGCCUGGCUGCCAAAAAGUACUUGGAAACCAACCAAAGGUUUAUGGGUGGUUUUUCGGUGGUCAGACAGGAAAUAAAGAAACAAUGGUGAUGUUGAAUGUGAUGCUAAAACAAGAAAGAUAAGGAAUGGAUCAGAUUAGAACAGAGUACAAUGUCUUGGUUUACGUUAUUAGUAAACAUUACUUACAUGCAAUGUCAAAUACCUUUUGUAUAAUUAUUUGGUUCUGAGGGAUGUCUUAUCUACAGAUAAAUUGUUUUACAAAAAAAUAGUAAUAUUUGUUAAAUUGCAAUCUCUUUAUCAUUCAUUCACAUUCUUUUAUCCCAUUUUGUUUUCCUGGAGGCUCUUUCAGAGCACUGUUCAGAACCUCUUCAUCCCGACCGAACCCAGAACCGGGCCACCAUCCCGUGUUUAUAUAGUAGCUAAAAGGUGUUUAUCUUCAGGCAGAAAAAAGGGUCUUUAUCGACAUCUUGUGUUGGCAUGAUGCAAUUGCAACGGUGUGGCCUAGCGUCAUCUAUUCGUGCUGACCUUUCAUUAGAGGGGUCUUAUGUUAAAAUUGAAGAAUGGGUUCUUGGAAUAUUAAUCUGUUAGUAUCUCAUAUCGUCUCAUCCUAUUUGUAUUGCAUACAUAUAUAGUUUUUCAUUUGUUUGCGUUGGCUUUAUUGUUUUUAUUUGGAGACUCCACCAUAAUGUUUAAUAGCCAUUGCAUAUUGUCUAUGGAAAAGUCAACGCCAUUGAAUUAAUAUCAUAGCAAUAUUGUUCUUUGAAAAUAAUAAUAAAGUAAUCUGAAUUUA